AUGGGCACCAAUGCUGUGAUGCUUCAUCAGCAGUCAGCGGAGGUGCACCAGAGAUGUGCUAACCCCAUCUUCAAGACCACCUGCAUUAUUGUGGGAGGUGCCUGUGUCUACCAAGGGUUGUUGUUUGAGGUGGGCUGGCUGAUCCUCACAGCAGGUGACAGAGCUAAUGACACCCUCUGGAAGCCAGAUUCUUGCCAGAACUGCCACUGCCAAAGCAAUAUUGUCACCUGUGAGCCCACUGUCUGCCAACACCCUCAGUGUGACUUUCAGAAGGGAGAAGUGCUCCAAAUAGCCCCCAACAAGUGCUGCCCACACUGUGCCUCCCGAGCUGAAGGGCUGUGCCAGCAUGAAGGACAGGUCCACAGUCAUGGCAGCCAGUGGGCCAGCUCAGGAUGUGCCUGGUGCUCCUGUGCCCAGGGGAAGGUGAGCUGCACCCCCACCACCUGCCCAGCCCUCACCUGCAGACCAGGAGAGCUGCAACACACUGCUGGGGGAUCCUGCUGCCCCAAAUGUGUGGGGCCUGGAAAGCCCUGCUCCUUUGAUGGACACUUGUUCCAAGAUGGUGAGGACUGGCACCUUGGUUCAUGCUCCAAAUGCAUCUGCAGGGAUGGCAGGACCCAGUGCUUCACAGCUGCCUGCCAGCCUCUCCUGUGCAGCCAGGAUGAAGUCAUGGUUAUGCCUUCUGGCAAAUGCUGCCCAGAGUGUGUCCCAAAGCCCUGCUCAGUGUCAGGAAGAGUGCACCAGCAUGGGGAGCAGUGGAAGAAGAACAGCUGCAGUGUGUGUGCAUGUCACAGGGGAGAAAUCAGAUGUCUGAGAGAGACCUGCAAGCCUCUCACCUGUGAGAAGGGGCAGAGCAAAGUGCAGCGUCCUGGGAAGUGCUGUGAGGAGUGUGUGUCCUCCAGGAGAAGCUGCUUCUCUGGUGGCACUGUCAGGUACCAUGGUGAGCUGUGGAAUAGCUCUCACUGUCACUUCUGCCUGUGUGAUGAAGGCCAGGUCACUUGCCAGAAAGCAGAGUGUGCCAAAGUGGAGUGUGCCAAGGGUGAAGAAUUAAUUCACCUUGAUGGGAAGUGCUGUCCUGAGUGUGUCUCAAGGAAUGGUUCCUGUGUUUACAAAGAGCAUACCAAGGCUGAUGGAGAGCACUGGGAAGAAGGUCCCUGCAGGGAAUGUGAAUGCCAGGACAGGAGGGUGACCUGCUUCCAGCGCUCGUGCCCGCCCUGCCCGCCGGGCAGCCUGGCUGUGGAGGUGCGGGGUGACUGCUGCCCAGGCUGCCAGCCAGUUGAGUGCCACCCAGACUGCCUGAGCUGCUCUCAGGCCUUUGAUCACUGCACUGCCUGCCGAGACGCGAGGAGGUGGCUGCAGGCUGGGCGCUGCGUGGAGACCUGUGGGCUGGGCUUCUACCAGGAUGGGGGCACCUGCUCAGCCUGCAAUGAAACCUGCUCAGCCUGCAGCAAUGGAUUUGAGUGCUCCUCCUGCCAGCCACCCCUGCUAAUGAAGAAUGGGCAGUGUGUGGCUUCCUGUGGGAAGGGAUACUUCCAGGAUCAGCUGCUCUGCACAGCUUGUCAUCAGUCCUGCUCCUCCUGCUGGGGUGCUGCUGAGAACAAUUGCUUGUCCUGCAAAGACACAGCACCCCUGCUUAAAGAGGGGCUCUGUGUGGCCAGCUGUGGCCAGGGCUUUUACAGCAAGGAUGGAGUCUGCAGAGCUUGUGACCAGUCCUGUGCCACCUGCUAUGCAGACCAACCCAGGUGUUUGACCUGUGCUCCAGGGAAGCUGCUCCAUGAUGGGAGAUGUGUCUCAGAGUGCCCACCUGGCUACUUCCCAAGCACCAAUGGCAGAUGCAGAGCUUGUCAUGGUUCGUGCUCCAGAUGUGAGGGACCUCUGGCCACUCACUGCACCUCCUGCUCCUUUCCUCUGGUGCUGCAGCAGGGCCAGUGCCUGCAGGGCUGUGGAGAGGGCUUUUACCAGGAUCAUGAUGUCUGCAAGGGUUGCCACCCAUCCUGUGGUGCCUGCGUGGGCCCGGGGGCCGCUCGCUGCCAGAGCUGCAGGGCGCUGGGGCACGUGCUGCAGCCUCAGCAGCCCAUGGAAGGAGCUGUGCAUGGCCUCUGCCUCUCUCACUGCCAAGCUGGCUUCUACAUGGAUAGCAGAGGAGUCUGCAAACAGUGCCACUCCUCCUGUGCAAGCUGUGUGGGGAACACCUCCCAGGACUGUACAGCUUGCCUCUCAUCCCAUGUCCUGCUUGAAGGCAGGUGCCUCUCAGAGUGCCCAGAGGGAUUCUUCAGCCACCAAGAUCACUGCUCCUCCUGUCAUCCAUCCUGCAAGACCUGCCAUGGCCCUUCUGAGCUGCACUGCUCAACCUGCCACCCCCAUGCAACUCUAGCUGGUGGAAGGUGCAGGACCAGCUGCAAGGGAGAGCAGUAUCUCAACCUGGUGGGAUAUUGCUUGGAGUGCCACCCUUCGUGCCGCCGCUGCGUGGCCAACCUGUGGGACACCGGCAGUGUCUGCCUGGAGUGCCAGAGCUCCAGACACCUGCUCCUGGGGGAUCUCUGCCUUCCCCACUGCCCACUGCGGUUCUACCUGGACAAGGGGGCCUGCAAACGGUGUCACCCCUCCUGUCAAACCUGCACUGGUGGAGGUCCUUCCUCCUGCUCCUCCUGCAACAGCAGCCUGGUCCUGUCCCCCAGCAGCAUGUGUGUGCCAGCCUGUCCCCCAGGGUACUACAGGGAUGCCAGGCAGACCUGCCAAGCUUGCAACAGGCAGUGCCUGAGCUGUGAGUCAGCCACCAGCUGCACGUCCUGCAGAGACCCAGCUAAGGUCCUGUUGUUUGGAGAGUGCCAGGAUGAGACCUGUGCCCAGCAGUACUACCUGGAGCUUUCCAGCAAGACUUGCAGAGAGUGUGACUGGAGCUGUAAUGCCUGUAAAGGUCCCAAGAGCACUGACUGCCUGCAGUGUAUGGAGGGCUAUGUCCUCCAUGAAGGAGCUUGUGUGGAGCAGUGCCCUGCAGCUUUCUACAAGGAAGCAGACAUGUGCCAGAGGUGUGAUCAGCGUUGCCUGCAGUGCCAGCAAGCAGCUGAGUGCAGCCUUUGUGAAGCCUCAUUUUUCCUCUUGGACACUCACUGUGUGCAGCAGUGUGGGAAGAGAUUUUAUGCAGACCAGGCCCAGAGGAAGUGCAGAGCUUGUCCUCCAGGGUGCUUGGAGUGUGACAGUGCCAGCCAGUGCCACCUCUGUGACAGCACCACCUUUCUGAAAGAGAAGAGUUGUGUUUCUGCUUGUGGCCAGGGUUUCUAUGGCAAUCCUUGGAGCAGGGAGUGUGAAGAAGCCAGCAAACAUCCCUUGAGCUUCCCCACCAACAGGACCCUCAGAGUAGGAAUUGGUGGGGUGAAGCCCCUGGAGCCCUCCUUGCUGAGCGUGUGUGGUCUGGACGGUGGCAGAGGCCAGCUCCGGUUGGGCAUCGAGAGCGCUCCCUCCAACGGCAGGCUGCUGCUGCUGCUGCUGGGAGGCAAGGAGCUGCAGCUGCUCAAAGGGGACCACUUCAGCUGCCAGGAUGUGAAGGAGAAGAGGAUUCGCUUUGUGCACAGCCAGGAGAAACCCAGGAAAGGACAAUUUGCCUUGAAGGUCAGCGAUCAGCACUUCCUCUCCCGCCCUGAAGUGAUCAACAUUGAAGCAUUUUCCACACAGGCCCCGUACGUGUUCAGAAAUGAGGCUCUCCUUGUCCACAGAGGGGAAACUGGAACUAUAACAGAGCUGCUGCUUGGUGUGAGAGACAGUGACAAUCCUCAGGACGUUGUGCUGGUGGUUUUAGAGCCUCCACGGCACGGGCAGCUGAGCAAACCUCCUGGGGACUCAGCUUCUGCAGCCCAAAUAUUCCGCCUGGAGGACCUUGCCAGGGGACUGCUGCGUUACACCCACGAUGGCUCUGACACCCAGGAUGAUGCACUUCUUUUGCAAGUGACUGAUGGUUACCACUUCCAGAACAUCCUGUUCCACAUCAAGAUUGCUCCCAAGAAUGACAGAAGGCCUCAGCUGGUGACAAACUCCCUGGUGUGGGUGCCCCAGGGGGGCAUGCUACAGAUCUCCAAGACCAUUCUGCACGCCAAGCUACCUGGUGCCCGUGACUCUGAGAUAACCUUCACCAUCACCAAGGACCAGCCAAGACAUGGUGAAGUGGUGCUCCUGGUCCCAAUGCCAGCAGAUGGCCCAGCAGACUCGUGGCAGCUUUUGCCUGAUGGGAGAGCAGCCUCCCCUACAACCUCUUUUACCCAGCAGGACAUCAAUGAAGGCAUUGUGUGGUACAGGCACUCUGGAGCUGAAGUGGAGACUGACUCCUUCCAAUUCCAGGUGUCCAGCUCUUCCAGACCACAAACCAGCUUGGAAAGCCACGUGUUCAACGUUGCUGUUCUCCCCCAGACACCCAGAGCACCUCAGCUUUCCCUUGGCUCCUCUCUGCACAUGGCUGUGCUGGAGGACCGUGUGACAGUGAUUGAGCCUCACCACCUCUCCUUUGUAGACCUGGAGAUCCCCAGCGACAAAAUCCUCUUCAACAUCACCGUCCCUCUGCUUCCUGGCCAAGGUAUUGUGGAGCACAGAGACCGACCUCUCUCCCCAGUCAGGUCCUUCAGCCAAGCUGACAUAAACCAUGGCAAGAUUGCUUAUCGACCACCAACUGCAGCUCCUCACUUGAGAGAGAUCAUUGCCUUCUCCUUUGCAGGUCUCCCAGAGUCAGUGAGCUUCCGAUUCACAGUGUCUGGUGGAGAACACACAACCCCCGAGAUGGUGUUCGUCAUUCAUCUGCUCUCUGCAGAGCACCAGCCUCCAGUCUUCCAGAUCACAGCUCCCUUCCUGGAGGUCAGCCAGGGGGGCAAAGCCACCAUUGGGGUCCAGCUAGCUGUGAGUGACGCGGAUACAGCUCCUGAGGGCCUUUUCUUUGAGCUGGUGAAGCCUCCCCAGCAUGGCCUUGUGCUGAAGUCCAGCGCAGGCGUGCAGGAGCGCAUGAGAGCAGGUGAUGCCUUCACCUACGAGGACGUCACUCGCAACGCUCUGCAGUACCUGCACGAUGGCUCAGCAGCAGCAGAGGACAGCAUGGAAAUCUCUGUCACCGACGGUGUCACCACUGUGACCACAGUGCUGAGGGUGGAAGUGUCCUUGCUGGAUAACAAUGGGCCACAGCUGGCCCCAGGCUGCCUGCUGGCAGUCACUGUGGCCAGUAAAAGCUCUGUGACUCUCUCUCGACUGCACCUCGCUUAUGUUGACAACAAUUCUCCUGACUCAGAGAUAAGGAUCCAGUUAAUAUCCCUGCCUGCAUAUGGCAGCCUCCUGCGGCUGUCAGGCUCUCAUGAUGAGGAGCUUUCCAAGGUUUAUAAUUUCACCAUGGAGGACAUCAACAGCCAGAGGAUCAGCUACUCCACCAUGUUUGAGACCAGCAAUCAGCCAGUCACAGACCUCUUCCACUUUGUGGUGUUCGAUGCUGACAACAACCAGCUCGACAGGCAGAUGUUCACCAUCACCAUCAUGCCUGCCCAGACCAUGCCACUGCUCCUUGCCUUUGCUGACCACAUCACUGUGGAUGAAGGGGGCAAGGUCCCACUGCUGGCUCAUCACCACUUAGCUGCUGAUUAUGAUACUGCUGCCAAGGAGGACCUGAGGGUCACAAUUAUCACUCUACCCAUGUAUGGCUACCUUGAAAACACUAAGACAGGUGAGACUUUUGGCCCACAGAAUGAGUCUGCUGUGCCCACAGACACAUCCUUUGCCCUUCAAGACCUCCUGGAGGGCAGCAUUUACUACUUCCAGAGCGUGCACGAAAGCAUCGAGCCAAGGAGCGAUGUGUUCAGCUGCUACGUGAGCGACGGCUUCAGCCGCUCGGAGGUGCAGAGCAUCAACAUCACCAUCCAGAGGCAGAACGAUGAGCCCCCAAAGAUGGUGCUGGAGCCUGUCAGAGUGCCUGAGGGCUCAGCUGUGGUCAUCACCAACACCUCCCUCAACCUGCAGGACUUGGACACCCAGAACAGUGAGCUUGUCAUCGUGGUUACCAGAAGUCCUGAGCAUGGUGAGCUCCGCAGGAGGCAGAGUGCCGCAGAGCCCCCAGAGCAUGGCCGUGUGCUGGCCCUGGGCUCCUCCUUCACCUACCAGGAGCUUGUGGAGGAGCUGAUUGUCUACACCCGCGGCGGCGCGGCAGCCCCCACCGAUGAGCUUGGCUUCUCCGUCUCGGAUGGGCUCCACACCCAGACAGGGAGGCUGGAGCUCUUCACCCAGCUGCCAAAGAAGCAGCCACCCACCUUAGCUGUCAACAGAGGCCUGCAGCUCCCAGCUGGCUCUGCAGCACACCUCACAGACCAGCACUUGAAAGCAGCAGCCAUUUAUUCAGAUGACACAACCAUUAGAUUUGUCAUGAGGAGGGAUCCCAGCAUGGGCCACCUGCAGUUGACCAAAACUGAUCCUCCAGUCCAGAUCUCUGUCAAGGGACCUGUCAAAAGUUUUACCCAGGCUGAUAUAAACAAAGGCCAUGUUCUGUACAGCCACAGGAAAGGGGAUCCUGGUGGAAAUUUUGCCUUCACCUUUGAUGUGAUGGAUGCAGAGGGCAGCAAACUGACAGAGCAGGUUUUUGGUAUCAAUGUGCUAGAGAACAGAUUUCCCCCUUCCAUCAUCGCCAACAGAGGGCUGGUCUUGGAUGAGAACUCAGUGAAGACCAUCACCACCCUCCAGCUCUCUGCCACUGAUGAGGACAGUGAGCCCCUCCAGCUCCACUACAGGCUCACCAAGCAGCCCCAGCUGGGGCACCUGGAGCAUGUGGCCUCCCCAGGGAAGAGGAUUAGUUCCUUCAGCCAGGCAGACCUGGCCUCUCGCAGCAUCCGCUACGUCCACACCAGUGACAUUGAAAAGCACACAGAUGCCUUCACCUUCUCUGUGUCUGAUGGCACCAAUGAGGUGAGGCAGACAUUUGACAUCACCAUCAACCCCGUGGAUGACUCCUUACCUGUAGUGCAAAGCCUGGGGAUGACAGUUCAGGAAGGUGUGAGAAAAACCAUCACAGAGUUCGAGCUGAAAGCAACAGAUGCUGACACAGAGGCCGAGAGGAUCACGUUCACGGUGGUGCAGCUGCCGCGGCACGGCCUGCUGGAGCGCAGCAGCAGCAGCGGGCAGCGGCCCCUGCCCACCACCACCUUCACCAUGGCUGACAUCUACCAGGGCCGCCUCAGCUACAGCCACCAUGGCAGCAGCUCCCUCAAGGACCGCUUCACCUUCACCGUGUCGGAUGGCACCAACCCCUUCUUCAUCGUGGAGGAGGGGGGAAAAAAGGUGGUGACAGCAGCCCCGCAGCGCUUCAGAGUGGACGUCCUCUCUGUGGAUGAUGGGACACCCAGGGUGGUCACCAACCUGGGUUUGCAGUGGCUGGAGUACACAGAUGGCAAGGCAACCAACCUUAUCACCAAGAAGGAAUUGCUGAGCACAGAUCCUGACACAGAUGACAAACAGCUGAUCUAUGAGAUAACAACUGGCCCAAGAAAUGGUUAUGUGGAGAACAAGUUGAACCCAGGGACAGCUGUGGCCACCUUUACACAGGAGGAUGUGAACCAGGGCCUCAUCCGGUAUGUGAUGCAUGAGGAGAAGAUCCAGGAGACCAUGGACAGCUUUCAGUUCCUAGUGAAGGACAGCAAGCCCAACGUGGUCAGUGGCAACACCUUCCAUGUCCAGUGGUCUCUCCUCAGCUUUACAGACACCAGCUACAGCGUGAGGGAGAGCGUGGGCUCGGUGAGCCUGGCCGUCCGGCGCCGGGGCAACCUCAACCAGUACAGCAUCGUCCUGUGCCGCACCCAGCCGGGCACCGCCAGCCCGCGGCCAGCAGAGCAGGACUACGUGGAGUAUGCAGGGCAGGUGCAGUUUGAGGAGAGAGAAGAGACCAAGACCUGCACCAUCAUCAUCAAUGAUGACAACAUCUUUGAGAGCAGGGAGAGCUUCACGGUGGAGCUGAGCAUGCCAGCCUACGCCCUGCUGGGGAACAUCACCCGGGCCACCGUCACCAUCACGGACAUGGAGGAUGAGCCCACCCUGCAGUUUGACAGGAAGACCUUCCAUGUCAGCGAGAGCACUGGGGUCCUCUCUGCUCCUGUGGAGAGGAAAGGGGACACCAGCAGCACAGUGUCUGCCAUCUGCUACACUGUCCCCAAGUCAGCCAAGGGGAGCAGCCUUUCCGUGCUGGAAUCCAGCUCCGACUUCAAGUCCCGGGGGCUGGCGGAGGACAGCCGCAUCGUCCUGGGCCCAGGUGUCACCAGGGCCACGUGUGACGUGCUGCUGGUGGAUGACAGCGAAUAUGAGGAGGAGGAGGAGUUUGAGGUGGUGCUGGCUGACCCCUCGGCCAACGCUCGCAUCGGCAGCCGCGCCUCUGCCAGCGUCUUCAUUGCCGGCCCCAACGAUGCCUCCCUGGUGUUCCUGGGCAAUGCUACCUUCACUGUCAGCGAGGCUGCAGGAAACAUUGAGAUUCCAGUGCUCCGGCAAGGCCCUGAUCUCUCCAGCCCCACCUCGGUGUGGUGUGCCACUCGCACCUCAGAUCCUCCAUCUGCCAGCCCAGGGGUUGACUAUGUCCCCAGCUCCAGAAAGAUAGAGUUCAGGCCAGGCAAGACGGAAGAGGUGUGCACCCUGACCAUCCUGGAUGAUGCACAGUACCCAGUGAUAGAAGGGCUGGAGACCUUUGUGGUUUAUCUCAGCUCACCCCAAGGAGCUGAGCUGACCAAGCCCUUCCAGGCAAUCGUGGCCAUUAAUGACAUCUUCCAAGAUGUCCCAAGCAUGCAGUUCACCAAGGACACAUACAGGGUGAAGGAGAAGGAGGGCGCUCUGCACAUCCCCAUCUCCCGCACCGGGGACCUGAGCUAUGAGUCCUCCGUCAGGUGCUACACCCAGAGCCAGACAGCAGAGGUCAUGGAGGACUUUGAAGAGAGGAGAAAUGCAGAAGAGUCUCGCAUCACGUUCUUGAAAGGGGAGAAGGUGAAGAACUGCAGUGUUUAUAUCAGUGAUGACUCUGCCUUUGAGCCAGAAGAACAGUUCCAGGUCUAUCUUGGUAGCCCACUUGGAAACCAUUGGAGUGGAGCUAGGAUCGGGAAGAUGGACAUGGCAACCAUAACUGUCACCAACGAUGAAGAUGCACCCACCAUUGAGUUUGAAGAAGCUGCCUACCAGGUCCGGGAGCCGCCUGGCCCAGAGGGUGUUGCUGUUUUAAACAUGAAGGUGGUCAGGAGAGGAGACCAGAACAGGACCUCCAGAGUGCGCUGCAGCACCCGCGAUGGCUCCGCUCAGGCUGGGGUGGAUUACUACCCCAAGAGCAGAAUGCUCAAGUUCAGCCCAGGUGUGAACCACAUCGUGUUUAAGGUGGAGAUCAUGUCCAAUGAAGACCGUGAGUGGCAUGAGUCCUUUUCUGUGGUGCUGGGUCCUGAUGAUCCUGUGGAAGCUGUUCUUGGAGACACCAGCACUGCCAUAGUGACUAUUUUGGACCAGGAGGCUGCAGGGAGCCUGAUUCUACCAGCACCACCUGUAGUUGUCACCCUGGCUGACUACGACCGGGUGGAAGAAGUGACCAAGGAUGGUGCUAAGAAAUCCCCCUCCCCAGGCUACCCACUCAUCUGUGUCACUCCCUGUGACCCUCACUUCCCCAAGUACCCAGUGAUGAGGGAACGCUGCAGCGAGGCUGGCAUCAACCAGUCCUCAAUCCAGUUCAGCUGGGAGGUAGCAACCCCCACGGACGGGAAUGGAGCCAGGUCCCCUUUUGAAACCAUCACUGACAACACUCCCUUCACCAGUGUCAACCACAAGGUGCUGGACAGCAUUUACUUCAGCCGCCGCUUCCACGUCCGCUGCGUGGCCAAGGCUGUGGACAAGGCUGGCCACCUGGGGACCCCCCUGAGGAGCAAUGUGGUUACCAUAGGCACAGACAGUGCCAUCUGUCACACUCCUGUGGUGGCAGGGACAGCCCGAGGCUUCCAGGCACAGUCGUUCAUCGCCACACUGAAGUACUUGGAUGUCAAGCACAAGGAGCAUCCCAACAGAAUCCACAUCUCAGUGCAGAUCCCCCAUCAGGAUGGAAUGCUGCCCCUCAUCUCCACCCUGCCCCUGCACAACCUGCACUUCCUCCUCUCGGAGUCCAUCUACAGGCACCAGCACGUCUGCUCCAACCUGGUCACCAUCAGGGACCUCAGAGGCAUCUCAGAGGGAGGCUUCCUGGAGGAGGUGUCCUACGAGAGCAUCACCCUGGGCCCCGGCUAUGACCGCCCCUACCAGUUCGACGCAGCGGUGAGGGAGCCCAAGAGCAUCCAGCUCUACAAACACCUCAACCUGAAGAGCUGCAUUUGGACUUUUGAUGCUUAUUACGACAUGACUGAGCUGAUUGAUGUCUGUGGAGGCUCUGUCACUGCUGACUUCCAGGUCCGGGACUCUGCUCAGUCCUUCCUGACUGUCCACGUCCCCCUCUACGUGUCCUACAUUUAUGUGACAGCGCCGAGGGGCUGGGCUUCUCUGGAGCAUCACACAGAGAUGGAGUUCUCCUUCUUCUAUGACACUGUCCUCUGGAGGACAGGGAUUCAGACGGACAGUGUCCUCUCAGCGCGCCUGCAGAUCAUCAGGAUCUACAUCCGCGAGGACGGGCGGCUGGUCAUCGAGUUCAAGACACAGGCCAAGUUCAGAGGGCUCUUUGUGAUGGAGCACCACAGCCUGCCAGAUGUCAGGUCUUUUCUAAUGACUCCAGACCACCUGGGAGGCAUCGAGUUCGACCUGCAGCUGCUUUGGAGCGCUCAGACUUUUGACUCUCCCUACCAGCUCUGGAGAGCCACCAGCUCCUAUAACAGGAAGGACUACUCUGGGGAGUACACCAUCUUCUUAAUCCCCUGUACUGUGCAGCCCACACAGCCCUGGGCAGAGCCUGGAGACAAGCCCCUGCCCUGCACAGCUCACACUCCCGAGCGAUUUUUGAUCCCCAUUGCCUUCCAGCAGACAAACCGCCCUGUUCCUGUCGUCUACUCCCUCAACACCGAGUUCCAGCUCUGCAACAACGAGAAGGUCUUCCUGAUGGACCCCACCAAGGCUGAAAUGUCCCUGGCAGAAAUGGAUUACAAAGGAGCUUUCUCAAAAGGGCAAGUCCUGUACGGCCGUGUGCUCUGGAACCCCGAACAAAACCUAAAUGCUGCUUACAAGCUGCAGCUGGAGAAGGUCUACCUGUGCACAGGCAAGGAUGGCUACGUGCCCUUCUUUGACCCAACAGGCACUGUCUACAACGAGGGGCCCCAGUAUGGCUGCAUCCAACCCAACAAGCACCUGAAGCACCGAUUUCUCCUCUUGGACAGGAACCAGCCAGAGGUGACUGAUAAGUACUUCCAGGACGUGCCCUUCGAUGCCCACUUUGCCUCCGAGCUGUCCGAGUUCCAUUCCGUCAGCAGCAUGCCCGGAGUCGAUGGCUUCACUCUCAAGGUGGAUGCACUCUACAAGGUGGAAGCUGGACACCAGUGGUACCUUCAAGUCAUCUACGUCAUCAGCCCCGAGGGCAGGGCCGGGCCCCGCGUUCAGCGAUCCCUCGCUCACCACUGGGCGCGCGGCCGCAGGGACCUGGCUGACCCCGGCGGGAGGCCGCUGCUGGAUGACUCCUUGAUCUAUGACAAUGAAGGUGACCAGGUCAAGAACGGCACCAACAUGAAGUCCCUGAUCCUGGAGAGGGAAGAAGCUGCCCUGGCAGCCUCCUUAUCCCAAACAGGAGCCUCCCUGGGCAGCACCUUCGCUGCCGUCACCCUCCUGCUCCUGCUGCUCUCCGGGGUUUGCCUCCUCGCCAGGAAGUGUCACAAGCUGAGGAGGAAGAGGAAGGCUUCCAGAGCUGCUCCUGAGGAGCAUCCCCUGAACACCAAGGUGGAGCUACCUCGGGGCAUGGAGAAGAGCCUGGACAGCAGGUACUGCACCGUGAGGAACAUUAAUAUACUGAGGGAAGGCGGGAGCACCUGCGAGGGGAAAGGGAGGAAGGUGAAGCAGGUGAACUUGGAGGUCAAAGUCCACAGCAAUUUGCACGACGGAACAGAAGUUUAG
This is a messenger RNA of Indicator indicator, 12045 nucleotides long. RefSeq names its product Fraser extracellular matrix complex subunit 1 (gene FRAS1). The record is from RefSeq and is a predicted model, not a curated record. Gene Ontology annotation, biological process: cell communication. Lineage: Eukaryota; Metazoa; Chordata; Aves; Piciformes; Indicatoridae. The coding region runs from base 1 to 12045 and encodes 4014 amino acids. Gene Ontology annotation, cellular component: membrane. Gene Ontology annotation, molecular function: protein binding. The transcript has 74 exons.